Molecule: messenger RNA, 4886 nt
Organism: Phalacrocorax carbo (great cormorant)
Lineage: Eukaryota; Metazoa; Chordata; Aves; Suliformes; Phalacrocoracidae
Source: RefSeq, a predicted model, not a curated record
CGGGCCGGAACGGCGGCGCCGCCACAUCCGGGGGCGGAGCGGGGGAAGGCGGGAAGGCGGCGGGGCCGGCACGGAACGGAACGGGACGGCGCGGAACGGCGCGGGGUGGCCGCCUCCGCGGCACCUGCCCGAUGGCGAGUGACAGGCAGAAACGGAUAAUCCAAAUAACUGGAUUUAAAAAUCAAGAGAAAAGGGAGCUACUCCAAUGGCUGUUCAAACUGGACUGUGUUUUUUUAGAUGAUAAGAAGUACAGAACUUGUACACAUCUUAUAGCAAAAAAGCUGUGCAGGAGUGAGAAGUUCUUAGCUGCCUGUGCUGCAGGACAGUGGAUACUAACUAAGGAGUACAUAAUUAAUAGUGCCGAAAGUGGCAGAUGGCUUGAUGAAACAACGUACGAAUGGGGAUAUAAAAUUGAAAAACACACCCAUUAUUCACCUCAAAUGCAAUCUGCACCUAAAAGAUGGCGCGAACAACUGAAACGCUCUGGUGCUCCAGGGGCCUUCCACAGAUGGAAAGUUGUCCUCCCUGUUAAGGAAGGUGAUAAACGAAUGGCGUCUAUUAGAAGAGUUCUUGAAGCUGGAAGAGCAACCAUAUGUUCAUCUCAAAAUGCAGAGUGCAUUAUAACUCACAUAUUCAUCAAUAAUAAAAUUCUUCCUAUGCAAAACAAAAAAUAUCUCUCUGAAGCACGAUACUACCCUUUGCAAUAUCUAGGAGAUUACCUUUUUGAGAAUGACAUACAAAAUACUGAAGAUAUCCAAAUGAAACAUUUCCUGGCUGCACAAGAAACCAACCGAAUCUUGUCUAACAUGCAGCUUGCUGACAUGAAAAAUGCUGUUAUAAAACAUAUGUAUUUUUCUGUGGCCGUUAAGCACAGGUUUGCUCAAAAAGGCCAGCUGAAUAAAUGCAGUCCAGAGGUUAAAAGUACUGGCCUGUCCAGGGGCACGCAGUAUGUACUGGAAGGAUUAGUGGAAGAGGAUUUAUUUUCUGAUGUAAUCACAGAACUUGCUGCAGGUCAGAACAGCUCUACACCUCCUGUGCAACUCCUUCAUUCACUUCUAGAAUAUGUCCUACCGGGAAAUACUGAUGCAAUAUUUUGUGCUAAGCUUCAUCACAUUUUGUACCUUGUUCUCCAACGUGAUCCUCCUUGGAAGUCCCCAUCUAUGUUAAAGUAUUAUUUGGAUCUUCUUCAGUGUCCUAUAUGUAAGAAAGGCACAUGGUCCUUGAUAGAGAUGCUUGUAAGGUCUUGCCUUUAUUGCAAAACCAUUUGUCAUGCAGUCCCACUUUCAGGGGGAAGAGAUGAACAGAGGAUAGUUCACAAAACAUUAUUGAAGUUUUUCUUUGAUUUAGUAAAAGCUGAAGUAGACUUUCUGACAAAAAGUUUGGUUGAAGGGACCAAUUCACAGCAUCAGCAAGUCAUGCCACAGACAGUUCUUCUGAAGACCUUUUGGCUGGGAAGUGAAACCUCAGUGCUUUUUACCAAACACAUAAAUAUUCUAGCAGAUUGGGUCAUAUUUUCCCAUAGAGAAUUGAACAGAAAAAAUGAUGCUUUCAGAUGUGAAAUAGCUGGUCUGUUAAAUGCCCUUCUUGGAACUGUAGUGGAAUAUUGGAUAAUCUCAAGGUUGCUUAUAGACAGAAAUGUAUUUCUUCAAAUAGCUGAUCAUCUGGCACAGCACCUUGCCAUUUCAUGCAAUGAUUUUUCGAUAUGUGACUUAAAAACAUUCAUUGGUUCCAUACCAUCCCUCUGGCUUCAAAUGUUUGUUGCGGAAGCAGUUUUUAAAAACAUGUGCUUACAGAGGAGUAUAACUGUUUCUACAGAACCUCUUUCUCUUCAGAAAAUAGUCUGUUCCUAUUUGCCAGCUUUGCGAGAGGUAGGGAUGAAUGAGACAAGAAAGACACAUAAAGCAAAGAAAAAGAAAACAGGGAAACGGCCAUGCCCUGGGUCUCAAAGGGCAUUACAGAUGCUAAAUGGUGAUAAGCAGAACCAAGUCAAAGUGCUGCCUGAUCUACCCGACUUAAUCUCUAAGUGCCCUCCAUUGAUGAAGCUUAGAGUAAAAGCAGAAGUUGAGACUUCACACACCAAAGAGAAUUGCUGCCUUUUGGCUGAAGAGGUGCAUUUUUACAAGAGAAACACUAAAGGAGAGACAGUCCUGCAUAAAGCUUGCAGAAGUAACAAAGUGGAGAGAUUGAUUCAGCUUCUCUCUUCCCCAGGAGCAGACAUUAAUGCUAAAGACUAUGCUGGCUGGACGCCUUUGCAUGAAGCCUGUAACCAUGGCAGCACAGUGUGUGUCCGUGAAAUUUUGCAGCGUUGUCCAGAGGUAGACCUGCUCAGUCAAGUGGACGGGGUGACUCCUUUGCAUGAUGCACUGUCAAAUGGACAUGUAGAAAUUGGCAAGCUGCUACUUCAGCGUGGGGGACCAGUCCUUCUACAGCAGAGGGACUGCAAUGGAAAAUUGCCACUGGAUUAUGUUGAGUCCAUACCAGUGAAGCAAGAACUUUUGAAUGUUGUUCUUCCAGAAGAGAACAUAGAAAGCUUCUGUGAACGCCUAGAACAAGAUUUUUGCAGUGAGCAGAGGGAACUGUGGUUGAUUUUAUUUAAUAAGAUGCUCCUGAAUUUUUGUUCAGUUUAUAAUCUGUCUUCACCCUUUACUUCAACUCUCCAAGAGGUAGCUUCUUCAAGUGUACUUCCGGUAAUGCCCCGUGAUACCUGUAAGAUGAAACCCCCAUUUUCUGCAGAUUGGUUAGUAGAUACAUAUCUUGGAGAGCUAGAAACUUUUCAAAAGCUACCACAGUUCCUUCAAGAAAUAUCUGCAACCAUGUUUAUUUUCCCUGGAGAACAGAUGAAGGCUUUAUUAGCAACUCUGGAAACUAUGGUACAGACAUAUCAGCCCCUCACUUAAAUCUUUUUAACAGUUAGCUUCCAAACAAGUCACAAUGGUUGAAUCGUGACUGUUAACCCUUGAUAUUGGGCUAACUUUUUUCCAGCAGCUGAAGUACACAUUUCACAGCCCUACACGAGCCCUAUGUGUUAGUAUCUCCCAUGUUGUAAAUGCUUUUCUCUACCAGAACCCCCAAGUCAGAUGCAUUAAUUCCGUGCAAUUAUAGGCGAAAUUUUUCCAAUACCAAUGCCUUGUAGUUGUCUGACAGAUCUGGAUGCCUGUGAGUACCUCAGGAGGGUGCUAUAUCAUUUGUGCUAAGUUAAACUUUCUAUUUUCUGACCUGGAAAUCUUUGUUACCCAUCUCAUGCCAUAGUUUACUUUGGUUUCCAGAGGUAGUGACCUCAAGCUAAAAUGAGUUGAAGUACUACAACAAGAAAGGCUUGUGCCUGCAUAUUUUAAUAUCUUUUAAUAAAACCAAUAUUAAAAAUAUCUGUCAUAGAACCGUGCGGGAAAACAAAUUCCUUCUAUCCAUUUUUGUCUUCUUUAUCCUUGUCUUGUAAAAAUUAAAAUGACUUUGUGUAAAUUAAUUACAUCAUUUAACAUCCAAACCAGAAGGAAGCGUAUCUAUAUCUACAGAAUCACUAUGUUAGCGUUUGCCACGUCUUUGGUGGAAAUGGUUACACAAAGGCAUGUGGAAAAACCAUCUUCUCCCCCAUCAGCACCGCGGCGCUCAUGGUGACGACCAUUUGUGCAGCAACCGACUUGAGGAGGCUGUCCCAGAUCCUCGGGCAAUCUGCAGAACUCCGGUGGGUACCACUGACCAGAGCUUAAAAUGAUCAAGUCAUCUUGGUGCUUCCCAGGACAGCGGUGCUGCGAAGGGCCAAAUCCACCCUCCGCGUAACUUACGGUGUCCUGGGCUCUGCUCUGACUCGCGCUGGCUUGCGGUGGUUUGAUAAAUCCGUUACGCUGGCAGUGUGCAAAAUGAUCUGGUAACACCCCUGGGAUUUGCUCAACUAAAAUGCCGGUGGAAGCAGUGGCACAAAUCUAGUUAUGUUGGCUGGGGAAUUUACGAAGGAUUAGGCAAGGCAGUUUAAGUAUGUACUGGGCAUCAGAUUCUGACACUAAGUAUGGAUCUCCUUAAAAAUUACACCCCAUUUAAUAUGAGAAUUUUGUUCUCCAUUCUGCGAAUACAUGCAAACUACACAUGAUAAAUCCUCUAAACUAAUCCUCUAACCUAAUUUAGGAUUGUGUGCUACGUAUUCUAUCAGAUGGUCCUGUUAAUUAAUUAAGAAAGAGAGAAAAUCCUGUGCUGUUCUUUAAAGGUAUUGAGGCUCACAAGGCAGCUGAACUAUGUAAUUGUGCUGCAUGGGGUUGGGGCUGCAGAAGAGUUGCAUGUUUUGGAGAGCUCUGACUCCACGUUUACACAGCAACAACCACUCCUCCUGCCUUGCAUCUUUGUAGAGAUCCGGUGCCAAAUUAACUCCAGGCUGGGGUCUGGGAAGGGAGACGCUUCUAAGGGAAGUUUAUCCCUUCCUCUCCAAGGGAAGAGAAGGAAGUGAUGCUUUAGAAUGAGGAUCCCUGAUUUUUUUCUAACAGAUUCAGUAAUAGGUCAGGAGUAAUUUAAAAUCUUAGCCUUCAAAAGGAAGGUACUAAUUAGCAAUGUUUCCAGUCCUGAUUCUUCUGUAAUAGCAAUUUAUAAUAUUGAAGAAAGAACCCUAAAAGAAAGGGUGUGGGUAAUAGCUGCUUCUGAAAUUGAUGUUCCUUGACUAGAGGGAAUAAGUUACAUUGAUGCAGCUGGCUUGCAGCACAUUAAAACUUCCAUUUAGCCUUUCUGCAGCUGAGAUAUAUGAUCUCAUAGCAAUUAAUCCACUGAAGAUGCUCAGACUGAGUUGGUCUUGGAACCAGACCUUCAUUACAAAUGUUCAGUGUUUAUUAAUGACUGAUUAUUAUUUUUAUACGUGCAUGUAGAACAGCCUGCUCUAGUAGAAUAAAUGGUUGGCGAAUAUUGGA